Myzus persicae (green peach aphid) is the source of this 3360-nucleotide messenger RNA. Its product is annotated as activating signal cointegrator 1 complex subunit 3-like. Gene Ontology annotation, molecular function: ATP binding; nucleic acid binding. NCBI's taxonomy places the organism in Eukaryota, Metazoa, Arthropoda, Insecta, Hemiptera, Aphididae. Bases 1 to 2964 code for a protein of 987 amino acids. The record is from RefSeq and is a predicted model, not a curated record. The transcript is spliced from 19 exons.
AUGGAAAAAACACCAAGACAUAUGAAACUUAUUACUAUUGAAACUGAAGAAGAUAAAUUACUUAGAAAAGAAUUUAAAAAAGAAGAAAAGGCUUACCAAAAAAUAAAUCGCCUGCAGAAUUUAGAUUCAGAUGAUGAGAUUUUAAAAAUGGUUUCAAAAACGACAAGUGCAACAAACUUUCCUGAAUUUAUUGAUCCUAAAAAUAGAAAAGCACCUGCAGCUCAGAAAUAUCCCCAUGUAUAUGAUAUGAAUUUAGAAUCAAAAGUAUCAAGUUGUUUCAUAGAUGAAGAACCAUGUGUUAUCCCUGCAGGAGCCAAAAAAACAGCUUUUAAAACACACACUGAAGUUUAUAUCCCAGUUGCAAAUAUGCCACAAGAAUUGACUGUUGGAAAAGAAUUGAUUUUCAUUAAAAAUCUUGAUGAAGUUGGACAGAAAGCAUUUCAUGGAAUUACUAAUCUUAAUAGAAUACAAUCAAUAAUUUUUGAUGCAGCAUAUAACACCAAUGAAAAUUUACUAAUAUGUGCCCCAACUGGAGCUGGAAAAACUAAUGUUGCUUUGUUAACCAUAAUCCAUCAAAUUAAACAACACAUUAGGAAUAAUGAAAUAAAUAAAAAUGAAUUUAAGAUUGUAUAUGUAGUUCCUAUGAAAGCUCUCGCAGCUGAAAUGACUGAAAAUUUUUCUAAACGCCUUUCUAGCCUAGAAAUUUCUGUUCGCGAAUAUACUGGUGACAUGUCACUUACUAAAACUGAAAUUCUCAACACUCAAAUAUUAGUUACAACUCCUGAAAAGUGGGAUGUAACUACCCGUAAAGGAACUGGAGAUAUUGCAUUAACAAGUUUAGUUAAGCUAUUAAUUAUAGACGAAGUACAUUUACUGCAUGGUGAUCGUGGUCCAGUCCUUGAAGCUCUUGUAGCACGCACUUUAAGACAAGUCAAGUCUUCCCGAAGCAUGAUUCGAAUUGUUGGAUUAUCUGCUACAUUACCAAACUAUAAAGACGUAGCAUGUUUCUUAAAAGUCAAUUUUUAUAAAGGACUAUUUUAUUUCGAUGAUCGAUUUCGACCGGUGCCAUUAGUUCAAACAUUUGUUGGGGUUCGUGGUAGCGGGAAAACAUUAUGUCAUGAAAUGGAUAAAGUUUGUUAUGAUAAAGUGUAUGAUAUGGUGCAAAAAGAACAUCAGGUUAUGGUGUUUGUUCAUGCUCGUAAUGCUACCAUAAAGACAGCUAAUGUUUUUAGAGAAUUUUCAAUUCACAGAAAUCACCAGACUGCAUUCCUACCCCAAGACUCUAACACAAUAGGUAUAGCUAAAAAGGCUUUUGAGAGUUGUCAUUCAAAAGAAUUAAGUAAAUUAUUUAACAGUGGAUUUUCUGUUCAUCAUGCUGGUCUUUUGAGAUCUGACAGAGACCUAGUAGAAAAGUACUUUGCCGAAGGUGCUAUCAAAGUAUUGGUAUGCACAGCAACUUUAGCAUGGGGAGUAAAUCUUCCAGCUCAUGCAGUUAUAAUUAAGGGGACAGAUAUACGUGACUCAAAACAGAGUAAAUUCAUAGAUCUGGGUAUUCUUGAUGUUUUACAAAUAUUCGGUCGUGCUGGAAGACCUCAAUUUGAUUCUUCUGGGCAUGGAAUGAUUAUUACCUCACAUUCCAAACUCCCAAAAUACUUAUCGUUACUUACCAACCCAAUACCAAUUGAAAGUUGUUUUGUAAAACAUCUUGCUAAUAAUUUGAAUGCUGAGGUUGUAUUAAGGACAAUAUCGAAUGUCGAGGAAGCUGUGAUGUGGCUUAGUUAUACUUAUUUAUUUGUCAGAAUGCUUAUAAAUCCUCAAGUCUAUGGCAUAUCGCUUGAAGAACUUGAAUUAGACCCAAUGUUGGUUGACAAAAGAAAAGAAUUGAUUAUCAGUGCAGCAACGGCUCUAGAUAGGGCACAAAUGUUACGUUACAAUGAAAGAACUGGAAAUCUCUCGUUUACAGAUACCGGUCGCACAGCUAGUCAUUUUUAUAUUACCUAUGACAGUGUUGAAAUAUUUAAUAAAUGUCUAAAGCCUUCUAUGAAUGGGUCAGAAAUAUUUCAAAUGAUUUCUGAUGCAAAAGAAUUUGAUCAGAUACGGGAUCGUGAUUUUCGUGAUAAUGAAUUUCAUGAGUUACAUGCAUUACAUCGUAAAUAUUGUCGAGUUGAAAUUAAACUCGACAAUCCAAGUAUGUUCACGUUUUUAGAACGUAAAGUUAAUGUACUUUUACAAACAUAUAUUGGACGUGCUACAACUACAUCUCCUCCAUUAAUAUCGGACCUGUUGUAUAUCUCACAAAAUGUGACAAGAAUUGCACGGGCAUUAUUCGACAUGGCUUUGCAUCGCAAUUACGCUAAGGUGUCAUCUAUAUUAUUAGAACUUUGUAAAAUGUGUGAAAUGACUCAAUGGUCAUUUGAAUCUGGAUUACGGCAAUUUCCUGAUGUUCUUUCUCCUGAAAUAAUACAUACAAUUGAGGAAAAUAAAAUACCAUAUACCAACAUUAUAGAAAUGGGUGCAAAAGAAUUAGGUAUUUUACUAGGAAAUCAAAAUGAAGUUGCUGCUGUUAAAAAGUGUUCUAUGGAGAUUCCAUAUAUUGAACCUUCUUCUAGUAUUCAAUCUAUUACUAGAACUAUUUUAAAGAUGAAUGUGGAACUAUUUCCAAAUUUUGAAUGGAAUGAUGAGUUUCAUGGCUUAACAGCAGUUGCGUUUUGGAUUUGGCUUGAAGAUCUGGAAAAAAUUUUCCGUUGGAAACGUGUUCUUAUUACCAAAAAUCAGGUUAUUAGAAAAGAAACAUAUAAGUUCAUGUUUAAAAUACCUUUAGUUGAACCAUUACCAUCACAACUAUGUUGCACUUCAGACCGAUGGUUAGAUUCAACUUCCAUUCUACCAUUAACUUUCCCACAUCAUUUAAUACCACAUUGUGAUGCUUCAAUGACAGAUGUAUUGGAACAGAAAUUUGAAUGAAUUUAAUUAGUGCGAUAAAUACCUGGAUUGAAAUUUAUGAGACUACACUUUGGGAAAAGGAACACGUUGUUCCAUUAAAAAUUGCUUUAACAGGCGUUCAAAGUAUCAUCUUAGUCUCUUUACCUAUCCUAGUGAUUACGUAUUGAGAAAAACGAGAAUAGAAAAAUAUGGAUUAGAAGUUGCAUUUGCUGAAGAAGUAAAAAUGUCUGAAAGAGUAUGUUGUAUUCAUUUUGACGAUUGUUUCAAGAAUCUUGAAAAAAAGAACAGAUUAAUACCAGGUGCUGUUCCAUCAUUGUUUUUAGGCAGUGGAUUUUGAACCUUAUUACUUUGUAUCAGGAUGCAUAACUAAUCACGAUGAAGAAGUUAACAAAGUCACCCUUUUCACACCACCAAUGG